AUGGUCCUGACGCGAAGGUUGAAGUUCGAUACCCCAAGAAUAAGAAUGAAUGGACAAGACAUAAUAAUGGAAAAGGAGAUUAAAUUACUGGGAUUGACGAUAGACGAUGGGCUAACGUUUAAUAAGCAUGUGCAAAAUGUCACAAGAAAGGCGGCAGAUAUACAAAAGAAAAUAGCAAGAAUGGCGAAGCUGGAAUGGGGAAUGACGGGGGACAUGGUACACCAGGUAUACCAAGCCGUCAUAGAGCCGAUAGUGACUUACGCGUCGGCAGCCUGGGCACCGACAGUUAAGAAAUUGUGCACAAGGAAAAAACUGGAGACGGUGCAGAGGGCUUUCGCACAAAAAAUAGCGAAGACGUACAGGACGGCAUCGCUAAAUUCCGCGACGCUAUUGGCGGGGAUACUGCCCCUCGACCUCAGGGUGGAAGAAGCCGCCGCGAUGUUUGAGGCCAGAAGGGGGUCGUCUCCGUUCAUACGCGAAGGAGACCGGAUUGAGCGAGCCGUACCUGCGUUAGAACAACCCCAUCCCGCGGAAAAACCGGAUAUUAGCUUCGCCAUCACCAAUGACCCUGGCCUAAUUCAAAAUGACAACAAAACGGCAAUUUACACGGACGGAAGUAAGACGGAAGGAGGAGUAGGAGCCGCCUGGUCCAAAUGGGAGAAUGGAAGGGAAAAGAAGUGGAAAAAGAUAAAGAUGGCCCCUUACUGCACCGUGUAUCAAGCAGAGCUGGCAGCUCUCGUUGGUGCAGUGAGGGAGGCGAUGAUAGCGGGUACUGACGUGAACAUCUGCAGCGACUCGCGGUCUUCGCUCGAGGCGAUUGCGGGCGGACGCUCUCGAAAUCCCCGAGUAAUCGAGAUCCGCAGACACCUGGUGGAGAGCCUUAAAAAGGGCCAGAACAUUAAACUCCACUGGGUGAAAGCGCACGUCGGCACGGAGGGGAAUGAGAGGGCGGACGAACUUGCGAGAGCCGCUGCGGAGACCUCGAAAGUCAAAGCGGCUCACGUAGAGUACCCGCUGUCAUACAUAAGGAAAGAGAUUAGAAGGAAGACAAUUGAGGAAUGGGACCGGCGGUUUAAAGAAGGAACGAUAGGAGGAACCACAAAAUUGUUCCUGACAGAUGUCACAGCGGCACACAAACUAGUGAGGAAAAAAGAUUUAGUCCGGAAAUGA
This is a messenger RNA of Pieris macdunnoughi, 1170 nucleotides long. The record is from the annotation of a GenBank genome assembly. Lineage: Eukaryota; Metazoa; Arthropoda; Insecta; Lepidoptera; Pieridae.